GCUUAUGCGAACAAUCGAGAUAGAUCAAUAGCUAUUGAGAUAUAUCUUCAAUAGCCGCGUGUAACAUCAGUUGAGGACGACUCGGUGAAUAGUAAACUACGCUCUCCUCGCGUCCGCGUCAUAUCUCGGACUUCACAAGGACAAUAACCCCUCCGACGAUGUUACUGAUGUCUUCGCAAUACAAGAUGCUGCUGACGGUGACAAUAAUCGUCACUCUGUCUGCAAUAGCUACUGCAUCGUUUGACUGCCGUCGGAAAGGACAGGACUGUAAAAAUAGCGGUACCUGCAAUAACACCGGAAGCUGUAUUUGCGCCACUGGCUAUGAGGGUUACAAUUGCCGUAUCGAGACAGCGGGAAGAGCAGGUAGCAACUGUACGUCCGAAUGUCACCACGGCGGUGUCUGCGCCAACAACACAUGCAUCUGUACCGAGAAUUACUAUGGAAGUACUUGCAGCAACAACAGAGAGCAAAUACUGUGUUUCGGAGACAAAAAGGCCAUCCACAUCAACCCGGAAGGCUUUCAAGGCACGAUAUACAUCGCUGGAAAUCGCAACAUGGUCAACUGUACCUUCAAAAAUGUUACUGAUGUCAUCCCAACUCUUCCGCAGAACGUUACUUGGGAUGAAGGUUAUGCGAUUUUGAUUCUUGAUAACAGUUCGGAGUGUGGAUCAAUCACCACAAGGACAAACGACACAGAGGUGAUUUACGAGCGUUUUGUCAACAUCGAGUAUGACGAACUUAUUGUGACAACGCUGGACGAAAGACUCAGUGCCAAGUGUGCAUUCGAGAACAGCACUGUUCGAACACUUUAUGGGGACGUGGUGUCGGCGGGGGUGACUGCUGCUCAGUACACGAAUACCUCAAUCACCAACAUCUAUGAGCCUGUGGUGUUCAAGGUAACCAACAAGAAUCAGCCCUUGAGUACUGCCCCCAUGCUGAUAGGCGAGGAACUCACCUUCUCAUUCAACAUUCCUGCCGAAACAGGGUAUGCGUCGGUAAUUGUGAUGAGUCUCACAGCUAAUGAUACCUUGGAUCGUGGUAAAACGUUUCCCAUCAUAGACAACAAGUGCCCUGUUAAAGAAGCAGCCUCUGUGUUGACGACCCUCGAACGAUCAACUGAUAACAGAACAGUUACAGUGAAAGUCAAAGUGUUUAAAUUUGUUGGCAAUGACAAGGUCGGCUUCUCAUGUACUGCCAGAAUAUGCAAGGAGGGCGACACACAGUGUGACGAGUCCACGUGUAGUGGACAAACGACGCUAACAGGCAUCGGGCGCCGGAAGAGGGAGGCUGCAAACGAGAAGACCAUCGAGACGGUUGUCAAGGUCACCGAGGACCCCAAAGAAGCUGCCGCAACCGGAACAGCACCGACAGUUAACCCCUCAGAAGGAUGCAAGGACGACUCAACCCCAGAGACCGACGACAGCGAGUGCCUGAUGAAGAAAGAGAUAAUUGUUGUCCUCGCCAUAAUGGCGGCCACCGUAGUGAUCCUCAUGAUCGCCUGUAUCGUGCUGACGUGCAAGCUGCUGAAGUCUGGCACCAAGGUUGUCGACGUCCCCCACUCGGAAUACCAGCCCUCAGUAUCCCUGCCACGACUCACCCCGGCUAAUUUCUAGAUCUGGAGAGCUAGGGAGCGACGAUGUCACGUCGUCUUUCAGCUGGUCCUGUAUUAUUCGCUGUGGUAAAAGGUCAAUGAUAUACGAACCUUUCUUUUCAAGAUGAUCUCAACGCCAGUAUAGCCUCCCAUUGUGGACGUAUUUCGUAAAGCUUUCUUAAGUUGUUACACGCCUUCUGUUGCUACCGGUAAGGCAGGCGUGUUCCCCCUUCUCGCAAACACCUGUUGUCAUAACUGAUUUUCAGUGAUCCAUUCAUGUCAUUUUCACCGCUAUUUUGCCUUUUAGGCCCAAAUGUAUCUGCUUCGGCGGAAAGUCCAGACUAAUUAUUUGGCUUUUAAUAUGUACAUAUGCUUGAAGCCAUGUUUUAGUUACGUGGUUAUAAAAUUAAAUUCUUGUCUACUUGGAAAACCAAUCUUACGGGCAACUGCAGCUCUUGGUGAAGUCUAUAUAAUAUACUCUUCAUAAAAAGAAAGUACACAUUGACUUUGAUGAUGUCUGCAAGAUAACGUGGAGAUAGGAUGCUACGUCACACAGGUCUGCGAGCAACAAUACCUGCCUCACGCGAACGAUUACGUAACGUAACGUAACAGGAUAUUCUUCGUAGCCAGGAAGUAGUAGGGUGGUUGACGUUGUUGGUAAGAAUUGUUAUCGAAGAACUGGAUAUUGCGAUUGGUUAGGGGUUGUUACUCAAGGUCAACAUGACCUUAGUCGGUCACGACCAUGUCCGUCUUGGCCUUUUAACGUCUUGCUGUGUGACUUCACGUGGUCCCGUUUAUCUCCUUUGUCAUGGCUUUCCGACCAUAUAAACAGAUUCGUCAGCACGUUUGGUUGAAGUGAAAUCGAGCAGCUGUUUUUGUACACUUUACUGAAGUAAGACUUAGUCAUUACGUCAUUAUCUGACGUUUUGACAUUACAACACAUUUAUUGUAUGCCCAUAUUCCAUCAAUAGUUUUAUUUACGUCCUUUAAAAUAAAAUGAUGGAUUUAGUAUGUAUAGUUUCUUUUUUUGAAGAGUAUAUAACCAAAGGGACACUGAUCCGAACAACGGUUUGAUAUUAGUUUAUCCGGAAGAUUUUCUGAACCUCCUCUUUGAUGGGGAUAACCUGUAUCCGUAUCAUGUCUGUUACUCACGAUGCUGCUUGUCAUAUCACUGCAACUGUAAUAUAUUCAAAAAUAUGUAUUUAUUAUAUACAUGUAUAUUUUCAUGACGAGAGUUUUAAAUAUGAUUGUAUUACCCUGAUUCUAUGUAUAUAUGUUGAAAAUAUGUCCUUUCUUUU
Haliotis rufescens (red abalone) is the source of this 2889-nucleotide messenger RNA. RefSeq names its product EGF-like domain-containing protein 2. The transcript has 11 exons. The record is from RefSeq and is a predicted model, not a curated record. Bases 159 to 1613 code for a protein of 484 amino acids. NCBI's taxonomy places the organism in Eukaryota, Metazoa, Mollusca, Gastropoda, Lepetellida, Haliotidae.